AUAAAUGACUGCUGGUGGUGCGAAAGAAAGAGGCUGAGUCAGAGAGGUGAGGAAAGCCGAGCGAAAGCAGUUAGGGAACAGUCAUGGCUGCAAGCCCCGAUGAAAUGGCCUUAGAAGAGCAACCGGCAACUACGGACAGAGAAUCUACGUCCCCAGUAGCGAGCCCGUCUCCUAAGAAAGAGGGAGCGGAUGAGAAACCUGCUUCACCGUCCAAGAAAAGCAAGAAGACCGCUGAGAACAAGAACCUCAUUAAUUGCGUUGUUUUUCUACCCGAUGGCACCACUGUGUCUCUCGAUGUAGAUCGCAAGGUGAAAGCAUUUGAUCUUAUAGAAAGGAUCCAUACUGACACUGAUGUUUUUGAAAAAGAUUAUUUCUCUAUUUAUUUCAUAGACAACAACCAAAAAAUAUUUCUUGAUCUCCAUAAGCCUGUUAAAGACCAAGUUCCAGCAGAGAUGAAGCAGGAGUGGAGGCUGAGGUAUGGAGUCAAAUUCUUUCUGAGUGAUCCUAGUUUGCUUAAAGAAGAUGUCAGCAGGUACAAUUAUUGUCUACAGCUCUGCAAUGAUAUUAAAGAUAAUCGUGUUCUUGUUGAUCGGGAAACAAGCUGGAGACUGACUGCUCUUAUGCUGCAAGGCUCAUUGGGUGAUUACAAUCAGGCUGAACAUCCUAAAGGCUAUGUUGACAAGUUCAGGGAGUUCUUGCUGUUGCCUAAUGAGGCUAUGAACGAGGACUAUGAGGAGCCCAUCACUGAACUCCACAAAUCAAAAGUUGGGUACACUCCAGCUCAGGCUGAGUCGGAGUUCCUUCAGAUUUGCAAGAAGCUCCCUCGCUAUGGAAUGCAUCUGUUUGUUGUCAAGGAUAAAGCUGGUACGGUGCUACUGGUCGGUAUAUCUUAUCGUGGUAUAUCAAUAUUUGAAGAUCAUGUUGAAAUAUCCAAAUUCCCAUGGCCAAACAUUAAUAAGAUUUCUUAUAAACGGCACAAGUUUAUCAUCAGAUAUCGUCCACGCGAUAGUAAAGCUGAUCUCACUAGUACUGACAGUGGGGCUAUGGGCUCUAAGAAAUCCGGUGACAUUAACGUGGUCAAGUUUGUGACUGGUAACCCGCCUCAGUCUAAGAGGAUAUGGAAAUGUGCAGUUGAGCAGCAUACCUUCUUCAGGCUCCAAGCACCUGACAGGCCAUCACGUAUACAGCAGGUCUUCCAGAGAGGGACCAAGUUCCGUUACAGUGGACGAACCUUCCGUCAGGUCCAAAGUGACGAGGUUAGCCGCCAAGAACCAAAAUUUGUGAGGACACAGAGUCUCCGCCUCCAAUCUAACUCAAAGAAAUUUGAUUAUGUUCCAGCAAGAAAUUCGUUUCGUGCCAGAUCAGCUCAACGUGAAUACCAACAGAGUGCAGACAAGAACUCUUGGGUAAUGUUGGAUGCUCCUCCAGACAUUGACCCUCAAGACGAUGAUAAAAAAACUUACGAGGAGCAGCAAGUCAAAAUAAAGUUCCGACUCAAAGAAGCCAUUCCAGACACCUCUCAGAAAUUCGUGAUAGUCAAGCGCAAUAAUAAGUAUGAGAUGGAGUAUGUUGGAGGAGGAGGGGGAGGGAGUCAGGCUAGUGAUCCAGAGUUUAAGUUGAAACCUGUCGACACCAAGUCUUUAUCUGCUACCACUCGUGUGAGCAUUCAGCUGGACAGUAAGCCAAUCUAUGUCGCACCCAAAGGGACCAAGUCCUCCCAUGCUGUACCCAUCUAUGACAGCAGUCAGAUCCCUGACGUUAAUAUGAGUCACUCCAAAUCAAGCUAUCAAAACGAAAGUGUUGAAGACAUUACAGUCUCUCGUACCAUCCAUUCUGCGGGACAGUCUGCUACUGGUGCCCACCAGAGGCAGUAUGAGGAAGGUGGCCCUCUUCAGUUUAAGGCCCCCAAUGAGGAGGAGGAUCAGGCUAAUCAGUUGAAUCGUUUCCUGACGCGUGAGAAGGUUCUAAUGACUCAAGCUAUGAACAAGAUGGAGGCCGAAGAAUCUGAAAAUGCAACACCUGCCCCAGUGGCAGUCACAGCUGAAUCUUGAUUGAUUGAUGCUACAGAAAACUUCUUUAAAACUAACAGUGCUACAGUAAUAAAUAUUUAAUUAUUAAUAAAAUUGAGACUAGUAUAAUACAUGAAAAUGAAACUAUAUUAAUUAACUCAUUUUUUGCUUCAAAUUGUACUUCCUUUUCCUUUGAAA
Amphimedon queenslandica is the source of this 2207-nucleotide messenger RNA. RefSeq names its product band 4.1-like protein 2. The record is from RefSeq and is a predicted model, not a curated record. The transcript has 15 exons. Gene Ontology annotation, cellular component: cytoskeleton. Bases 84 to 2051 code for a protein of 655 amino acids. NCBI's taxonomy places the organism in Eukaryota, Metazoa, Porifera, Demospongiae, Haplosclerida, Niphatidae. Gene Ontology annotation, biological process: actomyosin structure organization.